Molecule: messenger RNA, 2429 nt
Organism: Polistes dominula (European paper wasp)
Lineage: Eukaryota; Metazoa; Arthropoda; Insecta; Hymenoptera; Vespidae
Biological process (GO): recombinational repair
Source: RefSeq, a predicted model, not a curated record
AAUUACCUUACCGUUUAAUGUAAACGUUGGCAGAAAUGCAAAGAAAAUUAACUACUAUUUAGCAGUUUACUUUUUUAAAUUUAUAUAAAAUUUAAUCAUUAUAUUAGUCUUUGUUAGCUUGUAUUAUCUUGUGUCUAUGUUAUAAGUUUAUAAAAAAUAUGUUUCAAAAUGAAGACUGGAGUAGUGAUGAGGAAUAUUCGCAAUAUCUAGAUGAUAAAGCACGAGAGUUCUUCUCACUGGAUGAUAAAAAUGAAGAAACAAAAUUUCCUGCUAAAAAACGCAAAUUAGAUAAUGAACAAAAAAGUACAACGAGCGAUAAUAAAGAAGAAUCUAAUAAGAUCGGCAUAAGAUUCAACGAAAAUCCAAAACAAUGCUUUGAAAAUACCAUUUCUUCAGAAAAUGAUGAAAAUAUACAAAGUUCGAGAAGGAAGAUGGUUCUUGAUAUUUUUUACAAAAAAAAUGUCCAAAAUGUAACAGAUAGUACUGUUAGUGUUUCUAAUAUUUUUACGCCUACUCGUUCUCCAAUUGAGAAUAUUUUAAAUAGGGAGAAAAGUAAAGGCAAUUGUAAUGACUCGGAAAUCAAAUUACAAAAAUUAAAUUCUUAUCCAAAUAAAAGUUUUCUUGAUAACACAGUUUCUGACAAAAAUGAUUACAAUGAAAAGUCAAUUAUAAGAAAAAAUAUUUAUAAGGAACGAGAAGAAUUAGAAAAUAUUGAAGAACAAAUAAAUGAAAAGAUUAACAACAAUGUACAUGAUAUAUCUCCAAGUUCAAGAAAAUCUUUAUUAACGCAACAUUUAAAGCCUUCUACUUCAUUUAACAAAAUGUUCUUAAAUGAUACAAAGUCUUCAUCUUCUAUAUUUAACAUCGAAAAACAGUCUAACAAGAAAACAGCUCUUGUAAGAAAAUUUCCAGGACCAGCUGGAUUGCUACCAGAUUUCAUUGAUACUUCUACACUUCCAACAUCACAUUUGAUAAAUGUAGAAGACAGUAAAGAUGAAAGCGUACAAGAUCAGAAAAAUAAUAGUUUAGCAAAGUAUUGUUCUCAGAAUACAAAAACUUUAUUUUCGGAAGGUGCUUGGCAAAUAAUGCUAAAUGAUUUACCUGCAGAAUUUCUGAAAAAUUACCAAAUAGCAGAAGUGAAAAAAAUUGCUAGCACAAAUCAGCAUCGGUCUAUUAAAAUACCAUUUCUUGCAGGCAUAAUAGAAAGUAUAGAUUAUAGUCAUGAAAAUCCUCCUAUCGUGUUAAAAGACUUUACGGAUCAAAUUGAAGGAACUCUACAUGCAGAUAUUCCCGCUACAUAUCCUGGAGCUUUCGACAAAAAUGUUGUCCUCUUAUUACAAAAUGUAGGAUUAUUAUGUAUUUCAGGGACGUUUAUUAUACAUAAAUAUCAUAUUCUAAUUUCACCUUCAAAUUUAUUGGCAAUUUAUUCUAAUGUAGGAGAUAUUAUACGUACACCGCAUAUGGAACUUUUAAAGAACAAAUUCUCCAUGACAAAUGAAUUUAAUUCGGCAAAUUUAUCUCCACUUCAAGAUAAUAAUUAUGAAAUAGAAGAAAAUAGUUGCAAUAAUAUUAUAGAUAUUAGCCAAGAAGGUAGUUUAUCCUCUGAGAAAGUUGGCAACAAAAUUUGUAAAAACCAAAAUUUAUCGCAUAAUUCUAAUAUAGAUACACAUAGUAAUGAAAAACCUUCAUUACCACUGCUGCAAACAUUUUCGACAAAUACAAAUAUAGUACAAAAUAGAGACAAUAUAAAAAAUGCUGCUGCAGCUUGUAAAAAUAAAUCAGCUAACAUAUCUUUACAAAAUAUUGAUAAAACAACGAUAAACAAGAAUAUAGCAGGCUCAAAAAACAAUGUUUUAGUAAAAGAAAAUAAAGAAAAUUUAGUGAAAUAUAAUGACAGUUUAUCUGUAGGAGUCCCAACAGAUGCAUCUUCAAAAUACUUUACAGAUCAAAAUACAAAUUGUAGUGAUAAUAGAGAAAAUAACAAGAAUAAAUGUAAACUAUCCAGAUUGGAAAAAUUAGCGGGUUUUAAAAGUAAAUAUGUUUUAACAUCGGAAAAAUCAAUUUCCGGAGAUACAGAUUUGCCUAGUGAAAACGUGGUACAAAAUAAUAAUAAUAAAUUAGAUAAUAAACAAACACCAUUAAUCAACGAUUAUUGGUCUGCAAAUAUAUUUUGUGAUAGCAAUAAUGAUUCUGAUGAUGAAAUGUUAUCGCAAUUAGAUGUAGACAGUAUAUCUACUUAAAACUAAAAAGAAAAUUAAAAAUUUAUUAUUUCAAUUAUUUCCAUCUCAAAUUAUAAGCGCCUUUAAAAAUUAAGGAAAUAUAUUUACUUAGUAUUUGUAUUUUGUAAAUCUUUUGUUUUCUUAUGUAUUAAAAUUUUCCAUUAAUUAGUGUUACGAUUACAAAAAUACUCCUAUGUUAUUAUAACAUAU